This is a messenger RNA of Volvox carteri f. nagariensis, 615 nucleotides long. RefSeq lists its product as uncharacterized. The record is from RefSeq and is a predicted model, not a curated record. The annotation marks the transcript as partial. Lineage: Eukaryota; Viridiplantae; Chlorophyta; Chlorophyceae; Chlamydomonadales; Volvocaceae. The transcript has 3 exons.
UGCCACCAGAGGAUACCCUCCUGUACCACCUUGCCACCCGAGAGUACCCUCCUGUACCACCCUGCCACCGGAGAGUACCCUCCUGUACCACCCUGCCACCGGAGAGUACCCUCCUGUACCACCCUGCCACCAGAUAGUACCCUCUUGUACCACCCUGCCACCGGAGAGUAUCCUCCUGUACAUGUACCACCUUGCCACCGGAGGGUACCCUCCUGUACCACCCUGCCACCGGAGAGAUACCCUCCUGUACCACCCUGCCACCGGAGGGUACCCUCCUGUACCACCCUGCCACCGGAGGGUACCCUUCUGUACCACCCUGCCACCGGAGGGUACCCUCCUGUACCACCUUGCCACCGGAGGGUACCCUCCUGUACCACCUUGCCGCCGGAGGGUACCCUGCUGGUACCCUCCUGUACCACCCUGCCACCAGAGAGUACCCUCCUGUACCACCCUGCCACCGGAGGGUACCCUCCAGUACCACCUUGCCACUGGAGGGUACCCUCCUGUACCACCCUGCCACCGGAGGGUACCCUCCAGUACCACCCUGCCACCGGAGGGUACCCUCCUGUACCACCUUGCCACCGGAGGGUACCCUCCUGUACCACCUUGCCACCG